Molecule: messenger RNA, 2138 nt
Organism: Plodia interpunctella (Indianmeal moth)
Lineage: Eukaryota; Metazoa; Arthropoda; Insecta; Lepidoptera; Pyralidae
Gene: U4-U6-60K
Product: U4-U6 small nuclear riboprotein factor 60K
Exons: 1
Coding region: 365-1963 (532 amino acids)
Biological process (GO): mRNA splicing, via spliceosome
Cellular component (GO): U4/U6 x U5 tri-snRNP complex
Molecular function (GO): U4 snRNA binding; protein binding; U6 snRNA binding
Source: RefSeq, a predicted model, not a curated record
CUUAUAUGAUAAUACUUCCAGCUUGUCGUCUUCGGUAAUGUCGUAUAACAGAGUAUAGAUUAUACAAAAUAAUCAUGCAAAACAUCCCAGGCUCAAGUUAUUCUCAUGAUAAAUUUGACUGCUCUGACGCAUUUACGAUCAUUUGCAUCGAUAACCAUCUGUUAUUAGUUACUACAUCACUAGCUUACAAUACAAACUGGAAAGACGAACGAGUUAAGCGUUGAGCAGGUGCCAAACAAAACUGUUUUACAACAACGGUUGUGCAAUAUAACUAACAUACUCUUUUUUGUUUUGUUUGUAUUACAAUUCUUCCAUUAAUAUUCUUUCACUAGUUCUUUCUGCGAAUAAGUGAUAUAACCUCAAAAUGUCUUCUGAAGAUGAAGACGCUCCAUUACCAAAGAAAAGCAAGCAAAUCCAUUAUGGAUCCCUGGAGGAGCAGGAGAAAGCCCGGCUGGCGGCCCUGGCUGCCGCUGCCAAGGAAGGCGUAGAGGAUUCUGGUGGCAAAGAAUUGGGGGACAUACAAAUCUCUAAUGAAUACAUGGAGCUUGAAGAAGAGAUGUCAAGAGAUAAGAAAGCGCUGUUGGAGGAGUUCGAAAGGAGAAGGAAAGCUCGGCAGCUAAAUGUCUCCACUGACGAUGACGAAGUGCGACGUAGUCUGCGACAGCUCGGUGAACCCGUCUGUCUGUUCGGAGAGGGCCCAGCGGAGAGGCGCGUGCGGCUCAGGGACUUGCUCAGCUAUCUGGGCGAGGAUGCCAUCCACAAGAAGCUGGAAGAGGAAGAAGCUCGUAUAGAAAGGGACAGAGGCCGGGAAGGUACCUGGUACCAUGAGGGCCCGCCGGAACUACGCGAAGCGCGGCUCUGGAUAGCUAGGUAUUCUUUGCCCAAGGCCAAGGAAAGAUUAACAAAAGCACGCGAAGAAUUGAAGUUAGCUGGCAGCGUCCGCGCGGCCGCGAAACAGGAAUCGCAGAGGAAGGCGUCCGCCAUGUCGAUAUACUGCAGCCAGAUUGGUGAUACUCGACCGAUCAGUUUCUGUCGGUUCAGCAGUGAUAGUAAAAUGCUAAUCACUUCUAGUUGGUCGGGCCUAGUGAAAGUAUGGUCAGUCCCCGAUUGCACACCCCUGCAGACGCUUCAAGGUCAUACAUGUAACGUCAGUGCCGCUAAUUUCCACCCGAAAGCAGAGUUGCCGAGGCAUUUUGUAGACAAAAUAAAUACAGCAAAAGAGCCUACUGAGGACAACAUAAUGGAUACGAGCGACGCCAGCGAAGCUUGCGCGAUGGCGUCCUGCGCGUACGAUGGUUCAGUGCAUCUGUGGAACUUUGUCAGCUCGUCCCCACUGGCGUCACUACCGGGGCACUCGGCCCGCGUGGCGCGCGUGGAGUUCCACCCGGCGGGGCGACACCUGGCCACGGCCGUGUACGACCACUCGUGGCGGCUGUGGGACCUGCACACGCACACGGAGGUGCUGCACCAGGAGGGGCACGCCAAGCCCGUGUACAGCGUGGCGUUCCAGGGCGACGGGUCGCUGGCGGCCACGGGCGGCCUGGACGCCUUCGGCCGCGUGUGGGACAUCCGCACGGGCCGCUGCGUCAUGUUCCUGGAGGGUCAUCUGGGCGCCAUACAUGGCAUCGACUGGUCGCCUGCCGGCCAUCAGUUGGCUACAGCAGCCGCUGAUAACCAAACUAAGAUAUGGGAUUUACGCAGGCGAGCCCUUCUGUACACUAUACCGGCGCACACGCAUUUGCAGAGUGAUGUGAGAUACCAACGCAGUCACGGACACUUCUUGCUGACAUCAUCUUAUGACCGCUCAGUGAAGCUGUGGUCCAACCCAGCCUGGCAUCCUCUCCGAACAUUAUCUGGACAUGAUAACAAAGUGAUGAGUGCAGACAUAUCUUAUGACAAUAAAUACAUAGCUACAUGCUCAUACGACAGGACAUUCAAACUUUGGGCUCCUGACUUGGCAUAGACAUUUGGCAAAUAAAUACCAAUGAUUUUAGAAAUGAAAAUAUUUAAAAAAUGGUUAACCUCUCUACUUGACCAAGUUACACUGGUAUAAUAUUGCCAGAUAUUCUAGCUUGCAGCUAGAAUAUAGGUUCUUUUAAAUUAUUUUUAUAACAAUAAAUGAUUUAAAAACAAUCAAA